GGAGGAGGAGGAGGAGGAAGAGGGAAAGUAGCAGUAGUGUGUAGUAGAGUAGGAGGCAUGCCAGUGUUGAGUGAGACACGCGCUCAUUCCCACCCAAUCUCACCACACAGAAACACCAACUCACUCCUCACUCACGUACAGCUCACCACGCGGACUGAACCCUUACGCAGCCUCACUCAGUUUCUCACAGUACACCUUCCUGUUAACGUGAAGUGCAGGAUUACGGAAAACUCAAUUGUUUUUCAAGAGUGUCAGCAGGGGAUACGAGACACUCAAAUUUUAUCAAGGGACGCCGCGUUUGUCUCAUCAUGGUGCCGCGCGUGGUGGUGACGAUGGUGGUGGUGGUCAUGGCGUGGGCGGUCCGGAGUCAAAGACCAUUCAGUGACCACUUUAGACCAUGGGAAGGUGAUUCUAGACCUCCAUUGGGCCACUCAGACGCCCAUUUCAUCCACCAGGAAGGACCGAGGUCAUCUUUUAGCCUGAGAACCUUAUCACCUCACAAGGACAGUCACCCUCCUCCCCGGGCACUGCAUCCUUCAGGGCCUCCCUCAGGACACCCAGGGCCGCUCUCAUUCUCAGGGAUCAAAGAGGAGGAUAUUUUCAGACCAAGACCAAGACCAAGACCACCUCGUCCUCCACCAUCUCGACACAAACACCACCACAGCAAUACCCCACCACGCAAGCCCUUGCACCACAGCCCUCCACCACCACAUAAACCACACCACAGCCUCCCACCACCACAUAAACCACACCACAGCGCUCCGUCACCACAUAAAGCCGACCACAGUCCUCCACUACCACACAAACCACACCAAAGCCCUCCAUCGCCACACAAACCCCACCACAGCCCUCCACAGCACGAGCCUCCACACCACAGUUCACCACCACAGAAGUCCCACCACAGCUUUCCACCGCACAAGCCUCCCCACCAAAGUCCACCGCACCACAGCGAGCCUCCCCACCACAGUAGUCCACCACAGCCUCCGCACCGCAAGUCACAGGGAGCUGUUUUCACUACCACAGUCCACGAGCAUAAGAAUGAAGGUCCCGGAGGCUGCCAGACCAAGGAGGGCUUUUACUUCGCAGGACAGACGUGGUUUGUGAAGGGGUGCCGCCGCCGCAAGUGUAUCCAUUUCAGGGGAAAGUUCUUCACCGAGACGGAUUCGUGUGACUCUGAGAUCUUCAACACCACCUACAGAUGCGUCAUUCAGGUGGACACGACAGCAGACUUCCCUCGCUGCUGUCCAACCUACAAAUGCAACCCCGACAAUCUAGGAAACUCAGUGUAGCCUACAGUUCCUCCCCCCCACCCACCAAACACCCACAGGAAACAGAGAGGAGGGAAAACAUGAACGUAAGAGGAACUAAGAUAUUUAUACAUGGCAGUCCCUGUAUGAUGCGUGUAUCUCUAUAUCCAUCUAGUCUUACUUUAAACUCCUCUCAAACGUCUAAUAUGAUAAUAUCGACUAUUUUGACCAGUUUCGUUUGUUUUUCAUGGAUGUUUUGGUGAUGCUGAUGAUGGUUUGAUAAACGUCCUGCAUCAUUAGUUAAGAGGACCCAUGAAGAAGCGAGUAAUCAUCUUAGUGGUGAGAGAAUCAAGCGUUUCAAGACACAAUGGAGUCUUCCUUUCUAGUAUUUUAGUUUAGUUAUUCAUGUAUUUAUUUGUACAUUACAUGAAGAUGUAAUGUUGACUGUAUCCAGUGAUUACAUGUAUUCCACCCCUUGAAACAUUCACUCAAUCUCGUCUUGCUCCCAUUUACUUGCAUAUUUUGAGUCUAGUCUACCCUUAAAGGUUCUCUGAUUUCCGUUUUCCUUGGUAAUAAUUUCUCUGUUACAAUAGAAGUCAACAAAGGCUUUAUAAAUUUCUAUUAAUCACACUCAUAAGAAUACAUGUGAUUCUAUGCAGGAUUGUAAAAUACUACUAAAUACGUAUGUAGGCAUAUUGGAUAUAAGAAAAAAAUGUGAACAGUUUUAUUACUAGUAGGCCGAUUAAAGAAUUGUAAUAAUGGAGGAAAAGAAAUUAAGUUAAAUAUUUACCAACGCCAUUAUCAAGAUGUAUGAAUAAUGCAAUAGGUAGGUCUGUUUUAAUCAAGAAUAUACAUGUAUACUGCAGUGCGUGAGUGAAGUGAAGGAACUGCCAUAUCAUAGUGCUGGGAAAUUAACUAGUUUUUAUCUAUGUAACUCUACGUUGAGCAGCUUUCUAUCUAUCUACUCUUUGGUUUUAUUUGUUACGCCACGGUGUGUGUGUGUGUGUGUGUGUGUGUGUGUGUGUGUGUGUAAGAAUCAUAGAUAGCUUAUUUAUAACCCAGUAGUAGCAGCAGAGUUGUUAUUUAUUUAUAGUGAAUCGUUUCCGCCUAUUCCUUGCAUCCUUGUUAACAAUGAAUAACAUUUAGCCAAGCA
Messenger RNA from Portunus trituberculatus (swimming crab), 2400 nucleotides. RefSeq names its product extensin-3-like. The transcript has 3 exons. The record is from RefSeq and is a predicted model, not a curated record. NCBI's taxonomy places the organism in Eukaryota, Metazoa, Arthropoda, Malacostraca, Decapoda, Portunidae. Bases 309 to 1289 code for a protein of 326 amino acids.